Megalops cyprinoides (Indo-Pacific tarpon) is the source of this 1574-nucleotide messenger RNA. Its product is annotated as C-C chemokine receptor type 9-like. Gene Ontology annotation, molecular function: chemokine receptor activity. The transcript is spliced from 3 exons. Bases 70 to 1164 code for a protein of 364 amino acids. Gene Ontology annotation, biological process: G protein-coupled receptor signaling pathway; immune response; chemotaxis. The record is from RefSeq and is a predicted model, not a curated record. NCBI's taxonomy places the organism in Eukaryota, Metazoa, Chordata, Actinopteri, Elopiformes, Megalopidae. Gene Ontology annotation, cellular component: membrane.
ACAGAGGAGAGGGGAGGUUGUGAAAUUUGGUUUAAAUUCCACGGCAUUACACAGCUUCGAUUCGGUAGGAUGUCAAGGGAAGUUGACUACUAUAUUCUUCCAACAGACACCGGGUCUGGGGACUAUGGAGAUUAUGACAGUACCAGCACCACAGAACCUGACAUCGGGUUUUGUGACAAAAGCUCUGUCCGGACAUUCCGCAAGUACUACGAACCUCUGCUAUACUGGCUGAUCUUCUGCGUGGGUGCGGUGGGCAAUCUGGUAGUCAUUUGGAUCUACGUUAAUGUCCGCAACCGCCUGAAAACCAUGACAGAUGUGUACCUCUUUAAUCUGGCUUUGGCCGACCUCCUCUUCCUGGGGACACUGCCAUUCUGGGCUACUGACGCCAACAGUGGCUGGACCUUUGGCUUAGCCACGUGCAAGAUGGUGUCAGCUGUUUACAAGAUCAACUUCUUCAGUAGCAUGCUGCUGCUCACCUGCAUCAGCGUGGACCGCUACAUUGCCAUUGUGCAGGCCACCAAAGCCCAGAACUUCAAGAACAAGCGGCUUUUCUACAGCAAGCUGGUAUGUGUGGCCAUCUGGCUGCUGUCUGGCCUAUUAUCCCUUCCCGAGUUUCUUUUCGCGCAGGUGAAGACCGAUGCCAGGGACAGAUCCUCCUGUUCCAUGGUUUACUGGAACAACGAUUACAACCGCACCAAGAUCCUGGUGCUAUCCCUGCAGAUCUCCAUGGGUUUCUGUCUGCCCUUUUUGGUCAUGCUCUACUGCUACACUGUCAUCAUCCACACAUUGCUUCAGGCCAGGAACUUUGAGAAGCACAAGGCACUGCGGGUGAUCUUUGCCGUGGUGGCAGUGUUUGUCCUCUCCCAGCUUCCAUACAAUAGCCUGCUGGUGGUGGAGGCCACACAAGCGACAAACAUCACCAUCACUGACUGCAAGGUGGUUCGCCACUUCGACAUCGCCACCCAGGUGAUGAAAAGCUUGGCCUACACCCACAGCUGCCUCAACCCUGUCCUCUAUGUCUUCAUCGGCGUGCGCUUCCGUAGGGACCUGCUGAGGAUUUUGCGGGCCUGUGCCUGUGGUCUGGGCCAGGGCAUUCUCAGCAAGCAGAACAGUGCCCCCAAACGCCCGUCUGUAAUGUCCGACACCGAGAUACUCUCCCUGUAAUUCCCUCCACAGUCCUGCAGCAUUACAGCAUUAUUUCUGCUCUGCUCUGCAGACCAAACCUUUAUAACAUGAUAAUGUUGACCUUGAUAUAAUUCUUUUCAGCUCCAGGGACCACAGUGAGUGCAAAAAUAUGUUUGCGGUUGCACAUAACCACCAAAUGUGUGCGAACUCACGCUGAGCAUUAUUACAGCAGCUACGCACAAUAUAAACAGGAACUGGAGAGCUAAGAUUUCAACCAGGGCUGCCACCAUGGGGUUGAUCCUAUCACUGCCCUCAACACGUGGCCCUCAUUUCUAAUCAAUUAAAAAGGCAAUUAAACAGGCACUUCGCAUUUCUCAUGAAACCUGCUUUGGACAGAGGAAAGGGCUGUGCUGAUUUGUCCAUGUUGGGUGUUGUAUGGAGAGACUGCU